AUGGCGCAAAGAAGACCGCCGCCAGCCACAGCAAUACGAACAAAUGCUGGACAACAAAGAGUUUAUAGACAAUCGGUAAGACUAACCUGCCAUCAAAACAUAUUUCAUUUUCAAACAAAUUGAAAUGAAUUUUCCGCCGAAAAUUUUCACGUAUUACGUGACAAAAAUUCAAAAAUAAAUUUAUUUCCAGCAAAUUCGAUAUGCUCCUGGCGCUGGUGGUGAAUCAGAAAUCUCAUGUUGUGUAAAAUAUUCAGUAUUUGGUUUCAAUGUUCUAUUUUUCCUUCUUGGUUUCUUCCUUUUAUUAAUCGGAGUUUGGGCACAAAUCGAGAAAAACAAUAUAUAUAGUCAUUUGAAUAAAGCAUCGAAAUUAUAUUUGGAUCCAACUUGGAGUGUUCUAAUUGUUGGAUUUUUGACAUUUUCGAUUGGUUUUAGCGGAUGUGUUGGAUCGCUUCGAGAAAACACAACGUUUUUGACAUUUUAUUCAACGCUAUUAGGAUUGUUGUUAUUAGCCGAGUUUUCUGCUGCUGUUUUUGCAUAUUCUUGUCGAGAUCAAUUGGAUACCUAUAUUAGGAAUCUAUUGAAUGAUGUGGUUAGUUUUUUUUUUGAGCGUUCAAUUGCCAAGAAGGAGAAAGCCUCUUUUGAAUUUAAAAAAUUCUAAAUCUUAAUUUUUCAGGUAAUCGGUUAUCGAGAUGAUCCAGAUCUUCAAGUUCUCAUCGAUACAAUGCAAGAAAAUUGGAAAUGUUGUGGAAUAAACGGAGCCGAUGAUUGGGAUAGAAAUACAUAUUUCUCAAUAGCAGCACGAGAAGUUGCCUCACCAGAAGCUGGCGGUGUUCCAUUUUCUUGUUGUAUAAACAGCAGUGAAUUGGAUUUCAAAAAUUUCUACUGUGGACACGGUGUUCGACUGAAGUUGGAGAAUCAAAUCAGUUCUCGAUUAUCAGCUGCACAACGUGUUUUAGCCCAAACUGCCGCGAUUUAUACAGAAGGAUGUCUACCGAAACUUCAAUUAUGGCUAAAUAAUAAUGUUUUACUUGUUGGUGUUGCAAUGAUUGUUAUUGCAAUUAUACAAGUUUUAGGCAUUUGUUUUGCACAAAAUUUGAAAAGUGAUAUUUUAGCACAACGAGCCAAAUGGUAUUAUACUCAUUGA
Messenger RNA from Caenorhabditis angaria, 1144 nucleotides. The record is from the annotation of a GenBank genome assembly. NCBI's taxonomy places the organism in Eukaryota, Metazoa, Nematoda, Chromadorea, Rhabditida, Rhabditidae.